Molecule: messenger RNA, 3161 nt
Organism: Triplophysa rosa
Lineage: Eukaryota; Metazoa; Chordata; Actinopteri; Cypriniformes; Nemacheilidae
Product: TBC1 domain family member 15
Exons: 10
Coding region: 119-1516 (465 amino acids)
Biological process (GO): activation of GTPase activity
Molecular function (GO): GTPase activator activity
Source: RefSeq, a predicted model, not a curated record
UAAAUGCACACUGUGAGAGAGUGACGACACUGCCGAUGAGUUUUACCUGUUCGUCUACAAAUGAUGACCUCAUUACAACUUUAACAACUGGCAGAGAGUCUUGAAAAGCACGGAAGCAAUGAUCGCAUCUUGUGAUGAAUCACACGUAGGAGACCAAAACAAACCCUAUCUGGGUGAUUAUGGACCCUUUGGGAAAGUUAAGGGAAUGGAGCACCGGGGAAUAUGUCGGUCUGUCGCACCUGUGAUCUCAGCUGAGUCCACCAGCGCGCGCAUCUCUCUGCCAGGUGUGAUGGAUUCAGAAGGGCGCGUGGACGAGUCCAGACUCAGGAUGCAUGUUUUUAAAAACGGUGGUGUGUCGCCAGAGGAACGGGGUCAGGUAUGGCGAUUUCUGUUCGGCAUGUACCCCUGCAGCUCUACGGCUCUGGAGCGCCCCCUGCUGCUGGAGCAGAUGGCAGUGCGCUAUCGGCUCAUGAAGAGAAAGUGGCAACAGCUGCUUCCUGGAGCCGUUCGACUCCGACUCAAUGGCACUGAUGCCGAGCUGUUGGCUGCUGUGAAAUAUUUCGAUCAGAGGCAGGACAGAGAACACAAUCGACAGCAGUUCCAGUCGGAUGAGGUUAGAGAAAGGAUAUCUUUUUUGGAGCUGCAGGCUCAGGUGCUAUUUGAACGUGUCACCUUUGACCUGGAGGAGCUUCAGGAGGCCAUACGCAUUAUCGAUAAAGAUGUCCCCCGAACAGACAGAGAUUUGCCAUACUACCGGAAUGAAGGCUUGGGUAACCUGCUUGUGUUAAGAGAUAUUUUAAUCACGUAUGCUGCUUUUCAUCCAGAAGUGAGUUAUGCUCAGGGUAUGAAUGACCUGUGCAGUCGCUUUCUGGAGGUUCUGGACUCAGAGGUGGACACUUACUGGAGCUUUUCUUGUUACAUGGAGAAGUUUUCCAAAGACUUCCGUGCCGAUGGACUGUAUCGCAAAAUGGAAUUGGAAGCGGCUUUGCUGAAGGAACUGGACCAUCAGCUUCACGCUCACCUGGUCACGGAAAACUUAGAUAGACUGACAUUCUGUCACAGGUGGCUUUUGUUGGGUUUCCAGCGAGAGUUUGAACACAGUGAUGCUUUGCGUCUGUUUGAGAUUUUUAGCUGCGAUCACCUGGAGCUCAUCUCGCGGCAGGUGGAUCGCGCUCGAUAUCGGGAGAGAUUGGCACGGAAACAAAGUCUAGAGGAUGAAUCGGUGAAAGAGGCGCAUACCGUAAACACAGAUUUCACCUUUGAGCUCUUCAUGUGUGCUACCAUCCUUCUGGAACACCGAGACGCUCUUCUUAGCUGCAAGAAUGAAGUUCAACUCAUUCAGUUCACAAGCAGUCUGCAGGGAAAGCUGGACCUGAACAGCACGCUGAAGAAAGCUGAGGAACAUUUUUAUGACUACUGCAAGCGUUCAUCUUGGGAUUAUUUGAGCGGCCGUUGUCGCAUGGCGAAGAGAAAAGAGGAUCAUUUUUUCUAUCAUCUGCGAAACCUUUUCUCCUGAGAUUGAACACGACCUGUGAUGAAUGUUCCUGGGAAAUAUCUUGUUGACGGACACCCAGGAGUCUCGCUUCUGUGGGAUCUUAAACUGAAGAAUGAUGCUGCUUUUAAAUCAGUGUUUGUGUUUAUGAACAAGAUGGAAAGACACUUGAUCUCCAAACACUUGACCUCUAUUGUUGUUUUAAUAUCAAGAUUUAUUUGUCAGACAGACUCUAAGAUAAAUUAACCUCCUUAAAGAAAUAAUUCACCCCAAAAUUUUAUAUCAUUUAUUCACCCUCAUGUCGUUCAAACCUGUAUAUGACGCUUUCUUCUGUGGUACACAAAAGAAGAUAUUUUGAGAAAUUUUGAGAAAAAAGUGGUUUUGUGUUCAUACAAUGGAAGUCAAUGGGGUCCAGUGUUGUUUGGUUACCAACUUUCUUCAAAAUAUCUUCUUUUGUGUUCUGCAGAAGAAAUAAAGUGUUAAAAAGGUCAAACUAACACUCCCAGUGUAUAUAUAAUCCACACAUAUAUACAGUACAUUGUGAGUGUUAAUUUGACCUUUUUUAACAAUGGUGAUUUUGCUGUGUUGGAAAUGACAAGAGGGUGAGUAAAUAAUGAAAGAAUGUCCAAUUUUGAGUGAACUAUCCCUUUAAGAUCAUUAAUAGACACACAUAUUUACUGUAAUGUAAUGUAAUUUUUUACAUCACCGCCAUUGUUUUAAUGAUCCUUUACCUUGAAAAAUGCCUGAAAAUACAGGUACUGUUUGAAGAUAAUGUUCUUUUCCUUUAUCUAAAACUCCCUUGGACUGCAGAUAUUGCUCAUACAGUGACAGCCAAUGUCAACAUUUGUGUUUGUAGUAAGUGCACAGAAGGCAGAAAUCCUCGCCGCUGAACUAAGCGAGACUCGACCUCUUGAGUAUUAUUCCAUCUCAGAAACAUCUGGUGCUGGUUCACAUAAGAACACGAUAUAAGAAUAGAAACGCAUGCUCUUAAGUGACGCUUCUGAGAAGCUCUGGAAGAUCCGCGUGGUCUUCUCGCACCAAUCUGAAACACUUCUCAAGUAUCAUCUGAUCAGAAAUAGCUCAUUGAGCGGAGACACCGGCACCCUGUUUACUUACGAGACCACAGUACUGUUGUUUUCUUAUGUAAGGAGCCACAAAAUAUGUUUACACCUUGUUACAGUUGUUUUACAUGGUGACGUGAAACACAAAACGAUCGCAAGUCUUUUAAACACUGUGGUUAAAUGUACAUAUUUUUGUAUGUUUGAUGAUCACAAAGGGCUGUUCGUGUAUGUUUUCAAGAUUUUUGGAUUAUUUCUUAAAAGUUUGCACAGUAUUUUAUGGCGUUUUAACAAAUGUAGCAGGAGAGGAACGAUAAAUCACUCAGCAGUGUUAAACUGAAUGAUGAGCUAUGACUGGCUUUCUGAGGUGAGUUGUGUGAUGUCACAGUUGGAGGUGUGUGUGUGUGUGUGCGUGCGUGCGUGCGAGAGAGAGAGAGAGAGAGAGAGAGGCUUUGCCAUGUACGAGUUUUAUUUUUAGCUUUACUGUGACAUUUAAGCGCUCUCUUUCUAGUGAGUCAUGCACACUCAACUUUAUACUGCGGAGUACAAUGUUAUUCAGAAAUAAAUCCAAAUCUUAUUGUUUGCCCUCUUUGUGAGGCUUCUCUAAUGUA